Messenger RNA from Stomoxys calcitrans (stable fly), 1435 nucleotides. Its product is annotated as facilitated trehalose transporter Tret1-like. Gene Ontology annotation, molecular function: sugar transmembrane transporter activity. Gene Ontology annotation, cellular component: membrane. The coding region runs from base 9 to 1430 and encodes 473 amino acids. The record is from RefSeq and is a predicted model, not a curated record. Gene Ontology annotation, biological process: transmembrane transport; carbohydrate transport. The transcript is spliced from 4 exons. NCBI's taxonomy places the organism in Eukaryota, Metazoa, Arthropoda, Insecta, Diptera, Muscidae.
UGCUCUCCAUGAGGGCUGAGCCAGUAUUAACAUGCAGUUGCAAUAUGGAAACCCCAAGGAUUGGACGUAUUUUUCUGGCUGCCAUUGCAGCCAAUUUGUCUGCUUUUGCUGUGGGCACUUGUCUGGGGUGGACUUCACCAGUUGGGGUGAAAUUAAAGGCUGAUGAUACCAAAGAUUCACCGCUAGCCUAUAGAAUCGGAUCAUAUGAAGAUGCUUGGAUAUCCUCUAUACUGGCGUUGGGUGCAUUGGCAGCUCCUUUCUUUGCGGGCCCUUUGGCAGAUAGGAUUGGCCGAAAAUGGACUCUCAUUUCCAGUUCAAUUUUCCUAAUCGUAGCUUUCAUUCUUAUGAUUAUAGCCCAUAAAGUAUGGGUUCUGCUGUUGGGACGUAUUCUGCAAGGAUUUGGGGCUGGUUUUGUCAUGACCAUCAUACCCAUGUAUGUGGGUGAAAUAGCCACCGAUAAUGAAAGAGGAGCAACAGGUUCUCUAAUGCAAUUAUUUUUGGUUUCUGGUAUUCUCUAUGUCUAUGCCAUUGGACCUUAUGUGAGCUAUCAAGUGCUGCAAUGGCUUUGUCUUUUGCUUCCGCUUAUAUUUGAUGUGGUAUUCUGCUUUAUGCCGGAAAGCCCCUACUAUUUGGCUAGCAAGGAUCGCAACAUUGAGGCCUUACAUUCUUUGAAAUUCUUUAGAGGUCAUAAAAGUGCUGAUAAUGUCAAAGAAGAAAUGACAACCAUUCAAAAUAUGGUGGAAGAAUCCAUGUCCAAUAAGGCCUCCUUUAAGGAUCUUUUUACAAAUGCAGGCAAUCGUAAGGCCUUGAUCAUUACCUCAGGUCUAGUGGCAUUCCAACAAUUGUCCGGCAUAAAUGUGGUCUUAUUUAAUGCCCAGUCCAUAUUCAAAAUAGCUGGAACGGAUUUGGAUCCUGCCAUUGCCACCAUUAUAGUGGGAGCUGUGCAGGCGGGGGCCUCAGCUUUAACACUACUUCUAGUGAAUCGUUUGGCACGUAAAUUUAUACUCCUCAUCUCAGCUGCCGGCAUGUGUUUGGCAUUGGCAGCUUUGGCUGUCUCCUUUUACAUCAAGUUGGAAUUGGAAGACACCUCGGAGGUUUUGUGGCUGCCUGUGGCUGCCUUAAUCUUAUACACCAUAGCCUAUUGCAUUGGUUUUGGUCCUUUGCCUUGGGUGGUGUGCGGUGAAAUGUUCACUCCCAAUAUAAAAUCGAAAGCCUCCUCCAUAUGUACCUCGACAUGUUGGACUUUGGGAUUUUUAGUGGCUUAUUCCUACCCAUUGUUGGCUAAUUUGGGUCCCCAUUAUGCCUUUUGGCUGUUUGCAAUAUUUUGCGCUGUGGCUUUCCUGUUUACACUCUUCAUUGUGGUGGAGACCAAAGAUUUAAGUCUGCAGCAGAUACAAGACAAGCUGAAUGAGGUAAGGAAUGAUGAGUGAGUGAG